UUGUUGUAAACACUGUUCCCAAUGUUUAUGGUGCUCUCUCUACGGGAUAUAUGUAACUCUGGGCCUAAAGUUGGAUCACCAUCCGUGGCAUAAAUGGCGGAUCAGGAGGAAAUAAAGGAGCCGACCCAAGAUGAUGGCCUGGCCAGCGUCCAACAGUCUCGCCAGGAUUCCUCGAGCAUGCUAAACCUCAUUGACGCCAGUUCCUUCAGUAUGCCGCCUCCGAACCUUCACUCCUCGAAGGCGAUCAAUCCGAAUAAGGCCAUUUUCACCAUAGAUGCCAACAGUGGACAGAUUUUCAUUGUCAACAACAAGGCCUGCCAGUUGCUGGGCUUCACAUCCCAGGAGCUCCGGAACAAGAGCUUCUUCGACCUGCUGAAUGGCAAGUCGGAGAGCCACAUUUCCUCGCUGGCCGAGAUGCAGAUCGACAGUGACGAGGGUCGAGUGGUGCUGCUAAGCGGCAAGGUUAUCGAGAUGCUGACCAAGUCGGGCGCCAAGAUUCUGGUUUCCCUCUGGAUUCGUCAGAUCAAUAGCGACGGCAGGCACAUAGCCGUGGCCGAGCCCGUCCAGAGACACAUUUGCCACAUCGGCAUCGAUCGAGGUGGGGUUAUAACUUCUGCGGAUGCCACCACAGCGACCAUUUUCCUAUACGAAUCCACCGACAAUGUUUUGGGCAUUAAUAUAGCCACACUGAUACCGUUCAUAAAGCUACCCGAUCCCGACGGCCGGGAGAUACCGAAAAGUCUGCGUAAACAGAGGGCCACAGGACGAACUACGGAUAAUGUGAAAUUUCCCUUGUGCCUACUCUUAAGUUUGGAAGAAACUCCGUCUACGGGCUAUCCUAGUACUGCCAGUGGCACUUUGUUCAACAUAACCGUUUGGGUGUUCCUUAACCUCAGUGGCCUAAUAGUUGUCGACGAGAUGGGCAACAUCCAGACCUGCAACCAGCCAUUUUCACUGCUCAUGUUCGGUUACGGCCAGGAUAAGAUAACGAACAUGCAUAUUUCGGCGAUUUUGCCGAAUUUCGGAAAGGACUCGCGCGAGGACAAGAGUCCAAACGUUUCGAACACCUCGAUUACCAGCAACGACUGGGAACCGGACACGGAUCCCUUUGUCCUGGAUAACGAUUCCUCGCUGCAGUCAUGCAGGAAGAACGCCGCCAAGGCGGCCAACGAAUCCUCGGCCAAUGAUUCGCAUCCGGAGAUCAGGCCAGAUGAUUGCACCAUCGACGAUAUACUAACACCGGUGAAUGCCUCGUACAGUUUCCCCGCCGACGACUUCGACGUCGGAUCCCACUCACACAUCAACGAGAUGUCCCUGGACAAGGCAAAGUCCACGUCCACGGACACGUGCGAUGCCUCGUGCAGUAAUCCGACGGCCAACCGACUGCUCAGCUCCAUCAAUGGAAGCUUUGUUGGGGAGGCCAUCCAUGCGGAUGGAACAGUUAUCGAUGUGGUCUACUCGGUGCUGCUCCAAAUCCUGCCCUGCACCAGUCGGGUGUACUGCAUCUGGGUGUGUCGGAAUCCAGGCACUCGGCUGGAUGGCGACAAUUACAGCUAUGCAAAUUUUACGUCCACUUUCAACAGCAUGGCCAGCACCAUAGAGCAGUCCCUGGGUCAGGUGAUAAAGACCACGGCGGCCCAGAAUUCCAGCCGCCCAAACUCCCUCUCGCUGGCGUGCAAAUACGAGGAGGAACUAUAUCUGGGGGAAUACAGCAAGUACUACACCUCCAUCCGGCAGAUUGGAAGAGGUGCCUACGGCUAUGUGAACAUGUCCUUCCGGAACUCCGAUCGUCUGCUGGUGAUCACCAAGUUUAUACUGAAGGAGAAGCUCUGUCCGCAGUUCAUGGUCAAGAACCGGGAGGGCAAGGAGGUUCCUAUCGAAAUCCAGUUGUUGCAGACCCUGGACCAUAAGAACAUUGUCUCCGUUCUGGAUGUGUUCGAGAAUGAGCUGUUCUACCAGCUGGUAAUGGAGAAGCACGGUUCCGGCAUGGAUCUCUGGACUUUCAUUGAACGCCGUCCCCUGAUGGAUGAGAAGCUGGGUAGCUAUAUUUUUCGGCAGAUCUCCGAUGCUGUUAACUAUUUGCAUGAAAAAAAGAUCCUGCAUCGGGACAUCAAGGACGAGAACAUCAUUAUUGAUCAGAACUUUAUUAUAAAACUGAUUGAUUUCGGAUCGGCGACUUUUAUGGAAGAGGGGAAAUAUUUUUCCACGUUCUACGGAACGACGGAGUACUGCAGCCCGGAGGUCCUGGCCGGCAAUAGAUACAUCGGCCCGGAGCUGGAGAUGUGGGCCUUGGGAGUCACUCUCUACGUUCUUAUGUUUUUCGAGAAUCCAUUCAUCGACGUGGAGGAGACCCUGAAAGCCGAAAUCCAGAUACCAAAAGUGGUAUCCGAGGCUCUAACUCGCCUUCUGAGUUCCAUGCUGAACAAGGAUCCCAAGUACCGAUGUACAAUGCAUCAGCUAAUAACCGAUCCCUGGAUCACGCAGGAAGUCAACGCCGGCAUGUUUAACUUUUCGUGGAUUGUUCCGUGCAAGGCACACGAGGCCAAUCCGGAUUUAUACUUCUCCGGCUACCUGUACUCCAGCACAUCGGUGCUGUCGACCAUCUCGCCGCAGGAGAGUUUCUCCCACAUCGAAGAGUGCUCCAUCGGAGGAAGUGAGGAGGCGAAGCUGGUGUCCCAACGAACUGGCCUUAAGUUGUGUAUUAACGAAGGUAAAACCAACAAAAUGGACACCUUGUAUGCCAAGCAGUGUCAGCUGAACUCCUCGGUGAGCAAUCACGAGCUGAGAGGCCCCCUACUGGAGUCCAGCCGGACGAAAAUCGGGACAUCUAUAAGCUCCUCGAAGUCGGAGAACGACAUCUUUAAGAACAAGCUGGAGCCCUGCGUGUCGGCCUAUAAUGUAGUUAGCUUGCACGACGUGAGCACGAAACCUAAAACGCUUAAUCUAAAGUAAAACGCAGAGUCUAAUAUUUGUUGUACAUGUGUAAAUCUAAACUAAACAUACGGCCAUGUGUAAAUAGCAACAUCUGUGAAAAGGACAAUUAAGGAUCGAAGGCGGAACAGUAGAUGAAAAUAAACCAAUUUUAUUGUUA
This is a messenger RNA of Drosophila ananassae, 3091 nucleotides long. RefSeq names its product PAS domain-containing serine/threonine-protein kinase (gene Pask). Gene Ontology annotation, molecular function: protein serine/threonine kinase activity; ATP binding. The transcript has 3 exons. The record is from RefSeq and is a predicted model, not a curated record. The coding region runs from base 94 to 2952 and encodes 952 amino acids. NCBI's taxonomy places the organism in Eukaryota, Metazoa, Arthropoda, Insecta, Diptera, Drosophilidae. Gene Ontology annotation, biological process: intracellular signal transduction; protein phosphorylation; negative regulation of glycogen biosynthetic process. Gene Ontology annotation, cellular component: nucleus; cytoplasm; cytosol.